AUGCCAUGUUGUGAUUCUCAAUAUCCCUGCUUGAACGGUGGUACGUGUGUGAACGAUUCAUCAGGACACUAUACAUGUACAUGUCCCAAUAAUUGCGGUGGCAUGGAAUGUGAAGCGGAUGCUUGUGUUUACUGUGACACAUCUGCCAGUGCUAUGUGCGAUUCUUCUGCGUCCGUCCAAUGUGCCGUGACAACGACCACAUUUACUAGUCUGUUCCUACAUCAACAACAACAUCUACCACUACUACAACUGGGACGACUAGCACCACUAGUACGACCAGCACUACGAGUACGACAAGCACUACGAGCACUACUAGCACUACGAGCACAACGCGCACAACCGCGACGCCGGCAACGACGGCCACUACAACAAGCGGUGUGUAAAACUUUUGGAAUUGUUUUCUCUUUUUGUGACUUUUAGAGGCUCCUAGUCAGUGUGACACAAGAAAAGAGUCGAGUGAGGAAUCAUGGAGAGUGGGGGUGAGGUGAGGUGAUAUUUGAUGCAGACCUGUCAGUUCGUUGUCGCUUUCCAUCUGAAAUAUUCCCGAUCGAGAAAUAUGCUAUCUUCGCAACUAUGUCUGAAUUCGUAGGCUACUUUCUAGACAGACGUCUGAGGAAUAGUGGAUGCUGUAUUUAGGUCUACAAUUAAUAAAAUAUAUGCGGAAAUUUAGAGAUGUUUUAUGACGUUUUUUUCUUUUCCGAAAAGGAAAUAUUUUCCGAUGAGAAAAGACCAUAUCUUUGCCGUUCGAGAAAAUACAUCAACGCAUCAAUUGACUUAGUGACGUGUAGUCAUAUUUUUAGAUGAUAUUAAAUUCUUAGCGUGUUUUAAGUACCACACAAGUUUUCAUCGAAAAUAAUUCCAACGUCCUACAUGUAGAUGGCUUUGUCAGAUUGCAUUCUAGAAACCAUUGGCGGGUCGUCAGUAGGGCAACCGGGAAUCUCCCAGGCGAAAAAAAUCGUUAGAGAACGCGCUCAACAAAAACCCCAGGAAACGGUUACUUUAACGAUCAUUGGCAAACGCGUUAUUCUAAAGUUUUGAAUGGUCAAAAACGCGUGUAAACGGCUCUUUUAACGAUCGUUCGCUAGUUGCGAAAAAUGCCUUUUCAAACGAAUAGAUAAAAGAAAACGCGUUCUUAUGACAAAAAAAGCGUUUAACGCGUUUUGUAGUCGUUAAAAACGGAACAAAAACGCGGUUUUUUGUCAACCUUUUUACCUCUGGGCACUCACCGUCUUGUUUGGCAGUCACUCGAGUAUAUAAGCAC
This is a messenger RNA of Didymodactylos carnosus, 1261 nucleotides long. Lineage: Eukaryota; Metazoa; Rotifera; Eurotatoria; Philodinida; Philodinidae. The record is from the annotation of a GenBank genome assembly.